UUAUGAAUUAAAGUAAAACUGAAAGUGGAAAAAAAAAUCGUAUGAAAAAUCUGCAAUCAUGUCUCUAUUCUUUAGCGUAAUGAGAUUCUGGCGAAUUGCCUUCAUUUUAAUGCUUUAUUUAAAAACAACAGUAACGGCUUGGUCGCGCGAUGCGGAUGCGGAGCAUGCGAUUGAACAACGCCGUCAUGCACGUCAUACAAAUAAUAGUCAUUUUAAGAACAACAGUCGCUUGAUGAAUAGCUCAAGCUUUGUCUGCAAUGAUACUGGCGAUGACAUUGCUAAUGAUGCUGUACGUCAUACCGAUUGGCAUCGUGUAGAGAUGAUGGACUCGAACGGUCUGUAUUGGCUGGAGUGGUGGUUGAAAUCAAAGGAAAUUCAUUUUCGUGUCACGGUCAAUACCCAAGGUUUCAUUGGCUUGGGAUUUUCGCGAAAAACUGGACGUAUGUCUGGUGCAGAUAUGGUUAUACUCUGGGUUGAUGAUCGGACAGGGAAAGCAAAUGCUCUUGAUUGUUAUGGCUCUGCUGUGCACCAUAAUGUCGCUCCAAUUCAAGAUGAUACACAAAACUAUAUUGUACUGAAUGGUUUUCAAAACUCAACUCAUACCCAAAUCGAGUUCUCUAGGGAAAUUGAAACAUGUGAUCCUUACGAUUUGCCAUUAGGGAGUGAUACCUUAAAAGUUUUAUGGUCUUUCGGUGAUACCGAUCCCACACAUGGCAAUCUAAAGGGUCAUGGCAAAAAUCGUGGUCACAAAUCAUUACAUUUAAUGGGGCCUAUGUUUCAUAAAAGUCAUAUCUUGUCAGCGGCCAGCAGGCAUAACCAGGAAAUUCACAAGUGGGAUGUAACCGUUCAAAAUGUAUCUAUACAAUCCACCAUGGAUACCUUAUAUUGGUGUAAAAUCUUACAAGCUCCCACUUUAGUGGAAAAACAUCACAUUAUCGGCUACGAAGCCUUACUGUCACGCAAUGGGCCGAAUUCUCAACCUCUCGUUCAUCACAUGACUCUAUUCGAGUGUUCUACGAAAUCAUACCCAGGCUCGGAUCCGGCUUCAUGGAAUGUCUGGGUGCGAAGUAGCGGUGCUGUUUGUAAUAGCAAUUUAUUAACACCACGUGAUUGGGACGCUUGCAUUACGCCGGUUGCCGUAUGGUCUAUUGGUUCUACAGGGCAAUUUCUACCACAACAUGUUGGUAUUCCAGUGGGCGGAAAAGCUGGCGCCAAAUAUUAUAUGUUGGAAAUUCAUUAUGACAACCCUCACGGUCAACAGGCUUUCGAUCAUUCUGGCUUCCGGAUACACUAUAGUAAGCAUUUACGUAAAAAUGACGCAGGAAUAAUGAUAUCAGGUGUAUCCAUUUCGGAUACACAACUAAUACCGCCGGGUCAGAAAUUAUAUCGUAAUGUUGGCAUAUGUGGACCAUCAUGCUCGAAUGUGAUGUUUCCCGAGACAGGUAUAAAAAUUAUUUCAGGUAUUUUACACUCACAUCGUGCGGGCCGUAAAAUGACACUGAGGCAUGUCAGGGACGGUAAGGAAUUGCCACGCAUUAUAGAGGAUGACAAUUACGAUUAUAAUUAUCAGCAAGUAAGGCAAUUGGAAAACGAGACUGUUGUUAUGCCUGGUGAUUAUAUAAUAACGGAUUGCGCUUACGAGACUUCUAAUCGUAAGCGCCCAACAUUUGGAGGUUAUUCCACCAAACAGGAAAUGUGUUUAUCAUUUCUCACAUAUUACCCACGUAUUGAUUUGGCUGGUUGCUAUAGCAUGACUCCGGUUCGUGAAUUCUUCGAAACUUUUGGUGUUUAUCAAUUUUAUUCACUGAAUAUGACUGAUGUGGAAAACCUUUUUCUUUAUAACGGCGACAUUUUGGAUUAUAUACCUAACACGAUUUAUGCUAAAACGAAAAAAAAUCGCAGUAAUCUUACCGAAGAGGACGUGCUAUAUGAAGAUUCUUUAUUAAAUAAAUUAAUUAUAUCGGAUCCUGUGGAAUUUCAUGAUCGCACUUUUUUGUCACAUUUAAAUCUGUUGCCUUGGACUGAACCUUUAUUUACAAAACGUGUGGAAUAUAGCAUGAUUAACGGGAAACAUAUGACAUUUUGCCGCGUGGCUAAUGAUGGCGUGUCCAUACCAUCUGAGAUUAUACGUUAUCCCAAUUUCACCGCCUUUGUAAAGCCACCUAGUCCAUGCCCAUACCAUAUGCUUAUGGACAGCCCUCCUUUAAUCUCCACCGCCUCAAGGAUAGGUUCUCUCACUUUACUAAUGUUAUUUACACUAUUUUAAGUAAGCAACUAAAACCUUCGAUCAAAUUAUGUAAAUACGAAACUUUUAAAAGUAUUAAUUUAUUGAGAAAACAUUUUUAAAAUUAAAUUUUUUUUUUUUUUUUAUUCCACUUUUAAUGUCUUAAUUAUUUUAGAAGCAAUUUCACGAAUU
Molecule: messenger RNA, 2416 nt
Organism: Glossina fuscipes
Lineage: Eukaryota; Metazoa; Arthropoda; Insecta; Diptera; Glossinidae
Product: MOXD1 homolog 1
Exons: 11
Coding region: 59-2266 (735 amino acids)
Biological process (GO): dopamine catabolic process; octopamine biosynthetic process; norepinephrine biosynthetic process
Cellular component (GO): secretory granule membrane
Molecular function (GO): copper ion binding; dopamine beta-monooxygenase activity
Source: RefSeq, a predicted model, not a curated record